UGUUGGUUAUGUUUACAAAUGCAAUCGUUUGUGGUACUACUUUAGUUUUGCGAAGAAAAACAAGUAAUUUAAUUGAAUUGUCAAUUAAAAUCGAAAAGAUAUCGUUAUGGGCAAGGCCAUGUCCAUGGUGGCUCGCAGAGCCAAUCGCUUUAAUGCGGAGAAUCGAGCACAUCGUGUGUUGGAACAAGAGAAACCGAUGCCGGCACCAAAAUAUGAAUCCAAUUUGCGGGACAUGGAACGCACUCUAGAAUUGGAUCCCAAGUUCGUGGACAAGCUGAACACAAAGGACGCCGGCUUGGACACACGACUAAAAGAUGUUUAUGUAACAUCGCAGGAUCAAUUUAUACAACGUGUGCUGGAAAGACAAGCGGCAACAGCUGCCGAGAAUAUAAAACGACCACUUCCAUUAAAACGCAAUGCGCCCGAUGACUUUGAGUACGGAUAUUUGGAGCCAGCUCGUGUAACUCAUGGAAGAUGCACUCUGCGUCAGGCGCUGCAGUUCAUCAAUGAUCAUCAGCUUGAUCCGGAAACUUGGCCGUCUAAGAAAAUAGCUGAUGAGUACAAACUAAAGGAACCGCAUGUUGAAAACAUAUUGAAAUAUUUCAAGACGUUUAGUGUCUAUAUACCGGAUCAGAAGUACAAGGACACAUUGCUGACGCAGGCUAAGCAGAAGAUGCUCCGGGAGAAGCCAAGUUCCGAUGAAAAUAAUAGUAGUAAAUCAUAGAUAGUUAGCAAAUUACAAUGUAAUCGUGAGCCUUCUGCAUAGUUAAAUAAUUGUUGUUAAUUUACACCUA
Drosophila innubila is the source of this 794-nucleotide messenger RNA. Its product is annotated as protein NDUFAF4 homolog. The record is from RefSeq and is a predicted model, not a curated record. Gene Ontology annotation, cellular component: mitochondrion. NCBI's taxonomy places the organism in Eukaryota, Metazoa, Arthropoda, Insecta, Diptera, Drosophilidae. Gene Ontology annotation, biological process: mitochondrial respiratory chain complex I assembly. The transcript is spliced from 4 exons. Bases 107 to 724 code for a protein of 205 amino acids.